Molecule: messenger RNA, 1422 nt
Organism: Trichoderma atroviride IMI 206040
Lineage: Eukaryota; Fungi; Ascomycota; Sordariomycetes; Hypocreales; Hypocreaceae
Biological process (GO): D-serine catabolic process
Molecular function (GO): D-serine ammonia-lyase activity
Source: RefSeq, a predicted model, not a curated record
ACCUCGCCCAAGGAGGCGCUGGUCAAGGAAUUCGUGGGCAAGUCGAUUGCCGACGUGCCCACGCCGGCGGCGGUGAUGAACGUUGCGGCGGCGAGGCGGAAUUGCGAGCGGAUGCUGGAGGCUGCGAAGAAGCUUGAUUUGGGGUGGAGGGCGCAUGUGAAGACGCACAAGACGGUUGAGUUGACGAGACUGCAAGUUGGAGAGGAUCUGUCGAGGCCGGCGAAUUUGAUUGUCUCGACGUUGUCCGAGGCAGAGUUUAUUUUGCCCUUGUUGGAGGAGUAUAAGAAGAAGGGGAGGGAGGUGAACUUUGUCUACGGCCUACCCAUCUCCAAGGGAGCAGUGCCUCAGUUGGCGGAAGUUGUCAAAGUUCUCGGCGAGGGCAGCAUCUCGAUUCUCCUGGACGAUCCUGCACAGCUGGAGGCUGCGGCGGAGCUGAAGAAGCAGUCUGGCGUUGCGCCGCUGGCUCAUAUCAAGAUUGAUAUGGGAGGACGCCGAGCUGGCGUUGUGGAGAGCAGUGAACGGUUUGUGGAGGUUGCUGAUGCGGCGUUGGAGGCGCACAAGGCUGGGAGCUUGAUUCUCUCGGGGCUGUAUUCACAUGCUGGGCAUUCUUACGGGGGGGAUAGCCGCGUGGCUGCUAUCAAGAUGCUCUAUGCGGAGAUUGAUGCCAUGCUGAGAGGUGCGGACAGGCUCUCUCUGAAGGCGAAGGAGUUGGGGGUUCAGAUCCCGACGCUGGUGGUUUCUGCGGGAGCUUCUCCUACGGCACUGUCGGUGCAGAAUCUACUCGGUGGACAAGAUGAGGCUCAGGAUAGUGAGACGGGCACGCCGGAGCUCAAGGCGGCGGUAACGGAACUCUCAGAGCUCUUCAAGACGGUCAAGAGCAAAGGGCACGCCGUCGAGAUCCACGCAGGCGUCUACCCAACGCUCGAUCUGCAGCAGCUCGCCGCCCACAGCCUGUCGUCGUCGACGCUCUCGUGGCGCGACAUUGCCCUCACCGUCGUGGCCGAGGUGCACGGCGUGUAUCCCGGCCGCGGCGACAACGGCACGGACGAGGCGCUCAUUGGCGCGGGUGGCCUGGCGCUGGGUCGCGAGUUCUGCAAAGCCUACGAUGGCAUGGCGAUGGUGACGCCGUGGGGGCGCAAGGGCGUGGAAUUGCCGACGUGCGAUGUGGAGGAUCAUGAGGGCUGGACGGUGGGCAGGUUCUCGCAGGAGCACGGCAUCUUGACGUGGGCGGCGGGCAAGGGGAGGAGGGAGAAGGAGACGCAGCCACGGGAUGCGAUGGAGGCGGGACAGAAGGUGAGGCUGUGGCCGAACCAUGCGUGCAUCACGAGUAGUCACUUUGGGUGGUAUUUCGUGGUGGAUGAGGAUAGGAAGGGUCAUGAGGACGAGAUUGUGGAUGUUUGGAUCAAGGCCAGGGGGUGGUAG